AUGAAUCAUUUCUUAGUAUUAUCGCUGAUUGCCGUUACCGUGGCGUUGGCAAGUGGUUUCCCCUCGACCGAAGAACUCUGCGUCCCCCUGCCGUCUUGUCCGCCGAAGAACAACGUCGAAUAUACCGUUCAUGUACCACACGAGGGCGAUUGUUACAAAUUCUACAAAUGCGACAACGGUUGCGGAUACCUGAUGGAAUGUCCGUUCGCGGUAGGACACUCCGAACGUCUCAUGUUCAACGUGGAAUUGGAGAUCUGCGAUUGGGCGGUGAACGUGCCGAACAGAUCAUGCUCGAGAAACGACGGAAGAGGUUUGGUACCAGUUGUCGCAGACUCUUUAUCGUCCACAUCGUCGGCUCCCUACGAUUUAAGAGCGUUGGUCAAAGAAUGUCCAAGCACCGGUACAAUAUACAUAUCCCACGAGACCGACUGCCACGAAUACUACGAGUGCGACAACGGCGAGAAGAAGCUUCAUCACUGUAACGAGAACUUGAUCUUCAAUCCGUACGUCGAAGCGUGUGACUACCCCUCGUCUGUAGACUGCAUAACCACCGGCUACGUCACAGGACCACCGGCUCAGUAA
This is a messenger RNA of Habropoda laboriosa, 582 nucleotides long. RefSeq names its product peritrophin-1-like. NCBI's taxonomy places the organism in Eukaryota, Metazoa, Arthropoda, Insecta, Hymenoptera, Apidae. The transcript is spliced from 2 exons. The record is from RefSeq and is a predicted model, not a curated record. Bases 1 to 582 code for a protein of 193 amino acids. Gene Ontology annotation, molecular function: chitin binding. Gene Ontology annotation, cellular component: extracellular region.